AUGGAAUUGACCAAGAUUUGGACAACAAAUUCAAAUAUCAGAGGCUUUAUAGCUGAGAAAGUGAGAGGAGGAUAUUCAGUAGCCAUUGCAGGUUGUCCUGGAUUUAGCGGAGGCCGAUUAGGGGAAGGAGCCCUAGUAAUAGCAGCAGCAGCAGCUCGCCAUCCCCUAAGCCUUAACUUAGGGGUCAGUUCUUGCGAUAAAGAGCUUUCUGAUGCACAAUUUGGUCACAGUAAAAUUUCUGUACAAUUGCACGAGCCAAUAAUCCUAGACGGUGCUUUAUGGUUGAAGCAGUUGAUGCAUUUGUCUCGUUCUCAGGAAGUUUGCUUGUUAUGGUCGUGUUAUUUGUGCAUGUUUUUGACUGAGAAUCUACUGAAUGAAGGGCUUGCUUCUUAUUAG
This is a messenger RNA of Fraxinus pennsylvanica, 396 nucleotides long. Lineage: Eukaryota; Viridiplantae; Streptophyta; Magnoliopsida; Lamiales; Oleaceae. The record is from the annotation of a GenBank genome assembly.